CUGGAGCGGAUCUGACAGGCGCUCUCAGCUGGCCGCUCCGUGCCAGGGCUGCAGGGGGACCGAAUGGAGACAGCGACAUCCACCCGAGCGCCAGUCCUUUUUACGCAGAAUUGCCAACCAAGACGCCCGCAAGAACAUGUAGUCUUCAGCUCCGCAGUGACAGCUGACCAACUGUAGAAUUAAAGCAUUUCUCUGUGUGUGUUUUUCGUUUUGUUGCAAACCGCUCUUCACACUCGAUUGGCGCUUAGAAGAAAGUGAAAUCGAUUCCCCCGCCUGAUAAUCGACAGGAUCCCUGAAUGGAAGACGGCUAGAGAGAGGUCGCCACGCCGAGAACAGGCUGAAACCUUGUGUUUUUUGUUUUUCUUCACUGUCGUUGUGUUUAACAUUAUCCGAGAUAUCAUUGGCAGCCUCGGCGGCUGCAAACGACGCCGUCCUUGCCAUGGCUUUUGGCGUGAAAGAGCCAGAAAAUCCCUCAGAAUGAGAAGCGCCUCAGAUUCGUCAUUAUUGCGGAUUUAAAUGCCUCUCUCCAAGGGCCACCGACCCGCUAUUUUGGUCAGGUCCGCGUGUGCGGUGUCUCACGCUGUCACGAAUAAACAAUUCAUAGGCUGCUAAAACACAGAAAGAGACUCCAUCGGGUGGGUGAACGUAAUCAACAGCGAAGAGGGGGAUUUUUUUUUUCAAGCAAUAUGGCUGGUGAGUGGGGCUGGGGACGCUGGCACAGGCUCUCCAAGGCUCCUAAAUGCUAGCUGAAGCAGAUGGCACCGUUCCCCAUGGAAGCGACAGCUCUAUGAGGACAAGCAAUAUCAUUAAUAAUAUAAAUCCGGACUCUUCAAUCUUAAUAUCCAAGAUGGAAGACGUUGUCAUCCCGUUCUCGUCUGAGGUGCCCUGCGACAAUAAUGGACAGCGCAUGUGGUGGGCAUUCCUCGCCUCCUCCAUGGUGACGUUUUUUGGGGGUCUCUUCAUCAUCCUGCUAUGGAGGACCCUCAAAUAUCUGUGGACUGUUUGCUGCCAUUGCAACAUCAAACCCAAGGAGGCUCAGAAGGUGAUCAACCCCGCCAACAAUCAGACAGCAGACAAGGCACUAAAGGGUCCUGAUGAGAAGGAGGAGGCACCGGCCAGCGAGGUGGGAUGGAUGACUUCAGUCAAAGACUGGGCUGGUGUCAUGAUCUCCGCUCAGACACUCACCGGCAGAGUUCUGGUGGUGUUAGUCUUUGCGCUCAGCAUCGGGGCCCUCGGAAUAUACUUUAUAGACUCCUCAGAUCCUAUAGAAUCCUGCCAGAACUUCUACAAAGAUUUCACGUUACAGAUCGAUAUGGCCUUCAACGUCUUUUUCCUUCUUUACUUUGGCCUGCGGUUUAUAGCAGCCAAUGAUAAGCUGUGGUUCUGGCUGGAGGUCAACUCCGUGGUCGACUUCUUCACUGUUCCUCCCGUGUUUGUCUCUGUCUACUUAAACAGAAGCUGGCUCGGUUUAAGAUUCCUGAGAGCUCUAAGAUUGAUACAGUUCUCGGAAAUCUUACAGUUUUUGAAUAUCUUGAAAACAAGCAAUUCCAUCAAGCUGGUGAACCUGUGUUCCAUCUUCAUAAGCACAUGGCUCACAGCUGCUGGAUUCAUACAUUUGGUGGAAAACUCAGGGGAUCCUUGGGAAAACUUCCAAAAUUCCCAGUCACUUUCCUACUGGGAAUGUGUCUACUUGCUGAUGGUGACUAUGUCUACAGUGGGCUACGGGGAUGUCUAUGCAAAAACCACCUUGGGACGCCUGUUUAUGGUCUUCUUCAUCCUUGGUGGUUUGGCCAUGUUUGCCAGCUACGUCCCUGAAAUCAUAGAGUUAAUAGGAAACCGCAAGAAAUAUGGUGGUUCCUAUAGUGCGGUUAAUGGGAGAAAGCAUAUUGUGGUCUGUGGUCAUAUUACCCUCGAAAGUGUCUCCAACUUCCUCAAAGACUUCCUACACAAGGACAGGGAUGAUGUCAAUGUAGAAAUUGUUUUUCUCCAUAAUAUUUCCCCUAAUCUUGAGCUGGAAGCCUUGUUCAAACGCCAUUUUACUCAAGUGGAGUUCUACCAGGGAUCUGUUCUCAACCCUCACGAUCUGGCCCGAGUGAAGAUCGAGUCAGCAGAUGCCUGUUUAAUCCUUGCCAACAAAUACUGUGCAGAUCCAGAUGCUGAAGAUGCCUCCAACAUCAUGAGGGUCAUCUCAAUCAAGAACUAUCAUCCCAAGAUCAGAAUAAUCACACAGAUGCUACAAUAUCAUAACAAGGCCCAUCUGCUGAACAUUCCGAGCUGGAACUGGAAGGAGGGUGACGAUGCUAUCUGCCUGGCGGAGCUGAAGGCAGGCUUCAUUGCCCAGAGCUGUCUGGCUCAGGGCCUGUCCACAAUGCUAGCCAACCUAUUCUCCAUGAGGUCCUUCAUUGAGAUUGAGGAGGACACAUGGCAGAAGUAUUACCUUGAAGGAGUGGCUAAUGAGAUGUACACAGAGUAUUUGUCCAGUGCCUUUGUGGGCCUCUCCUUCCCCACUGUCUGUGAGCUGUGCUAUGUGAAGCUGAAGCUGUUGCUUAUUGCCAUCGAAUACAAGUCUGAGCAGAGAGAGAGCAGAAGCCGAAAGCGCAUCCUCAUCAACCCGGGCAACCACGUCAAGAUGCAGGAGGGAACACUGGGAUUCUUUAUCGCCAGUGAUGCCAAAGAAGUGAAGAGAGCUUUUUUCUACUGCAAAGCUUGUCAUGAUGACAUCACAGACCCUAAGCGAAUCAAGAAGUGUGGCUGCAAACGACUGAUUUAUUCCAAGAUGUCCGUCUACAAACGAAUGAAACUGGCAUGUUGUUUUGAUUGCGGCCGUUCAGAGCAAGACUGCUCUUGCAUGUCAGGCAGUGUACAUAGUAACAUGGACACCCUUCAGAGGGCCUACCCACUUUCCUCUGUCUCUGUUCAUGAUUGCGCAACCACUUUACGUGCCUCCAAAUAUAAGUAUAAUGGAUAUGUCAGAUCACCAGCAGAUGGCGCUACAACACCAGGGAACAGUGGAAGUCAAAAAGAGGCUGGCGUUCGAUUCAAAGCUGAUUGCAAUUUAGUCGAAGAUGAGCAUCCAUCAACUCUCUCGCCCAAAAAAAAGCAGCGCAACGGAGGGAUGCGAAACUCACCCAACUGCUCGCCCAAGAUGAUGAGUCGUCACGACCCCCUUCUAAUUCCUGGAAAUGAACAAAUUGAGAACAUGGACAUGAACGUGAAGAGGUAUGAUUCGACAGGGAUGUUUCACUGGUGCCCAUCAAAGGAUAUCGAAAAAGUCAUCCUGACCCGGAGUGAAGCCUCCAUGACAGUGCUGAGCGGCCAUGUAGUGGUCUGUAUAUUUGGGGAUGUCACGUCCGCUUUGGUGGGGCUGCGAAACUUGGUGAUGCCUUUAAGAGCCAGCAACUUCCAUUACCACGAGUUAAAGCCUAUAGUUUUUGUGGGCUCGCUGGAUUACCUGCGCAGAGAGUGGGAAACUUUACACAACUUCCCCAAGGUCUCCAUCUUACCUGGUACACCAUUAAGUCGGGCAGAUUUAAGGGCUGUCAACAUCAACCUCUGCGACAUGUGUGUAAUACUGUCAGCCAAUCAGAACAAUAUCGAAGAUGCCUCACUGCAGGAUAAGGAAUGCAUCUUGGCAUCACUCAACAUCAAAUCUAUGCAGUUUGAUGACAGCAUCGGGGUCUUACAGGCUAAUUCCCAAGGUUUCACGCCUCCUGGAAUGGACAGGUCAUCUCCAGACAGCAGUCCAGUACAUGGCUUUGUUCGCCAGGCUUCCGUCACCACCGGAUCCAACAUCCCCAUCAUCACAGAACUAGCUAAAACUGGCAAACUACUGCCAUUGGUUUCACUCAGUCAGGAAAAAAAAAGUGGAACCAACAUACAAAUGAUAACAGAGCUGGUGAAUGACUCAAACGUUCAGUUCCUGGACCAAGAUGAUGAUGAUGACCCAGACACAGAGCUGUACCUCACUCAGCCGUUCGCCUGCGGCACCGCCUUCGCUGUCAGUGUUCUCGACUCCCUGAUGAGCGCAACGUACUUCAAUGAUAACAUCCUCACACUGAUUCGGACGCUGGUCACAGGGGGAGCCACACCAGAGCUGGAGGCUCUGUUGGCUGAGGAGAACGCUCUCAGAGGAGGCUACAGCACGCCACAGACACUGGCCAACAGAGACAGGUGUCGCGUCGCUCAGCUAGCCCUCUACGACGGGCCAUUUGCAGACUUGGGGGAUGGCGGCUGCUAUGGGGAUUUAUUCUGUAAAGCGCUGAAGACGUACAACAUGCUGUGUUUUGGAAUCUACAGAUUAAGAGACGCUCAUCUCAGUACACCAAGCCAGUGUACAAAACGAUAUGUGAUUACAAACCCACCGUAUGAGUUUGAGCUGGUGCCCACAGACCUGAUCUUCUGCCUCAUGCAGUUCGACCACAAUGCAGGCCAGUCCCGGACAAGCUUGUCCCACUCUUCCCACUCUUCCCAUUCCUCCAGCAAAAAGAGUUCCUCCGUCCACUCCAUCCCGCCCUCCAACCGGCAGAGCCGCAGCAGUAAGACCCGGGAGGCCCGCGACAAACAGAAUGCAACAAGGAUGAAUAGAAUGGGCCAAGAAAAGAAAUGGUUUACAGAUGAACCAGAAAAUGCCUACCCACGGAACAUUCAGAUCAAGCCCAUGAGCACUCACAUGGCCAACCAAGUCAACCAAUACAAAUCCACUAGUAGUCUGAUUCCACCAAUCAGAGAAGUUGAAGAUGAAUGCUGAACACCAGGUUUUCUUGCUGACUCACCAGACAUCUGUACGCUCUUUCAAAAGAGAUGGGAAGACAUCACCAGUGGAGGAGGGAUGAUGAUGAUGAUGAUGAUGAUGAUGAUGAUGAUGAUGAUGAUGAUGACGACAGGGAUGUUGAAGACUGACACAUUUCUCUUCACUCAUUCUUCUAAUCAAGGGUUUGACAGGAACCCAAACUGGAAGGGACCUCCUAUGUGUAUACCUUUAAUGUUACUUCCAUGCUCUUGGACAUCGUUUUAUUUAUUAAUGUAUCCAUAGAGAUGUACAUAAUGACAAUCAAAUAAGGAUUGUACAGCCCCUCCCCCCUAGCACUUUUUGGAAUUAUUUUAAGAGUUGACAAAAAAAAAGUACUUCCUGUAAUUCUUUGCAAUAGUUCACCUCUUCGUGUGACCAGACUCCAUGGCUAAGGUGACUGGUUACCGGAGGAUGAGGGUUGCAGCGAUAAACUGAUCAUAUCAUCUCCCAAAGAUCCGCCCAGAUGCGUCAUGCUGAUCCAGCUGGGUUCAUCGACUUCAUAUCUCCUGUCUGCUUCUGUUUCUAUUUGCACUAAAACUGAAAAAAGUCUCUUUUGACAGAACAACUGGAACCAUCAGACCGCUGUCCCCCAGUAAAAUGUCUCAAAGGAGAUGAAGAGAGGAUGAGAGGAAGGAAGGAAGGAAGGAAGGGAGGGCUGCUUGGCUUCAGAGACAUACUAAUCUUGUUCUUAGGUUGUUAUACAUCAUGUCAUUGCUUAAGGUUUGCUACUUCACUGUUGACUCGUCAUGUUGAGUGAGAGCAUUCCAGUCCUGCAGAACAAAAUCAUCUUGCAAAACAGUAGUCUAAAAACUCAAGAGAAUGGUGCAGUGUUGGUGUAUGCUGGCUGAAAGAGAACCCUGUACCUACAUGUCCUCUGCUGAUACGUCGGAUCAUAAAGCCUGUGACUCUGUUUCAAGCUCCUAUCGCAUGAUAUGUGCCUGAGCCCGCUCUAUAACAGAUACAGUGCGGUUGAUCAACCUGAAUACAUGAGGAGGACGAAAAACAGCCUGCCCUGUCCUUCAUGCGUUCAGGAACGUUUAUGUACAUGCUGUGUGUGUGUAUUUAUGUAUGUGUAUGUGUGCGUGCAUCUGAGUCGCUCAUCCUUCUGGUGUUGCACUGAUCAAUGCCAUCUACCCCUCCCUCCCCAUCAGCUUGUACGUGAUGGUGCACCUUUGAAGGGAACAGCAUGAGGGAUCUUAGCUCAAAAAGUGAAAGCCAUGGUAGAAAAAAACAGUAGAAUAAUUUAGAGGGUUUGGAUCUACUAACAAAAACAUUAGGUUACAUCAAAAACCAAAACAAAAUCCCCAACUAUGAUUGAGCCGAGCUAACAUAAACAGCAGCCGUGUGCCCACCGUUAACGCUUUGCUGUGAGAUCUGCAGCAGAAUUGGGAUCACAAAGAAGAGUGGUGUAUUUUCUGAAUGUUUUGUCUGUUACAAAAAGUUCACAUCUGAGGAAAGAAAUGCCACAUAUUGCAUAAAAGUGGGCAUCAAUGGGUCCUCCUUUGAUCGGAGCAACUGCCUGGCACAGGGUUGGCACAGAGGCAGUAAAGCGCUUGGAUGUUCUCUGUUGCCAAUCCAGAUGUCACACGCCUCAAAACUCUCAGGAGUUAAGCUGCUGUGCUCGGUCCUCUGACUUGAGGAAAUGCUCAAACAUAGUUGGGUGGAAAUGCAACAAUGCCACAGACUGCAAAUAAGGACACUGGAGAGGAACAUGUGUUCUUUAUGCCAGCCUGUGUGCAAUGAGAGUGUGUUUUACUCAUGUUUAGGCACUGAUCCAAAUCCAGCUGUGAGAGUGAUGGCGGAUUGAGGUGGUAGCCUCGUACUCCUAAUACGUAACUUCAUACAAGUAUGUAGUUGGAUUUAUACAUUUAAACAUAAUUAUUUUGUAUCCAUAAACAUAAUCAAUUUGUACUUAUUUUUCUAGACAAGAAUUAAGUGAAAAGUACUCUACUCUAGGAGAGAAAAAGACUCCAUGAAUAUCUUUAAUUACAACUACAUAUCAAGGGAUUUUGUGUUUGACUAUAUCACCAUUAUUUCCCCCCCCCCCCCCCCCCCCCCCCCCCCCAAUAAAGCUUAGACUAGCUUGCAGUGUGGAAACCACCAUCUUCAGCCUGGCAGCUCGGCUCUGUUGAGUGCUUGUAGAAAUAAAUUACAGCUCAUCUAAAGCCUCUUUUAGUUGCACAGAUGAGCCAUGUCUACUAAAUAAUGUGUCUACUACUAAGCAUCCCUCGCUGUGAGCAUGCAGACAGAACGAUAGGUGUACAGGAAUUAUGUAUUGGGGGGUAAAUGUAUUUAGAUGGAGAACAGAGCAGAGUGGUAAUAAUAAUGAGAAGAUGAUAGAGUCGCUCCCUCUGUGUGCAAGCCAGAACUGAAUGACCUUCAUUAGAUGUGUUUGACCUAAAUUAGGUCCCUAGUGUGGAGGGAGAGUGCAUACACUACAGCACUGUGGGCUGUUGUUUUCCACAAAAUACGAUUUCAAAUAUGCCGGGGAGUCACUGUCUGUUAACUGCAGUGAUUCUCCUCCAUAGGCUGUAAAGGGAAAGUAAUUCUAAAAAAAAAAAAGAAACAAUUUUGGAAUAUGGAAAAGAACAUUAUAUUGUGCUAAAUAUGUUUGUGUAAAUUCAACCCAUUAUAUAGACCAUGUUUCUUUUUAAAACAAAGUGAUCUGAGCUUCAAUGUCCGUCUAUUGGGUGUGGUGCAACUAUACUGAAGCCUCAUACACAUUGUCCUGAAGUGAACUUUUGAACUGUGAUUACAUCGUUGUCACACUUUGUAGCAAAUAGAUUUCUUUUCAGAAAAUAUGUGAGUAAAAUGUAUGUAUAAUUGGGUUGUUAAUGGCAUACUUGCUAGCCUGAAUAAUAAGGAACUAUUAAUAUCUGAUAAUGGCAAUGACUCAUUAUACAUAGAAUCGACAAACUGAUUGUUAUGUUGAAAAAAAAAAGACAAAUGUGUAUCUUGAAAAUGAGAGAUCCUGGAUUCUCUAGGAAUGCGGGUUCUGCUGAAGUACUGCACGUGUGACAAGGAAAAGUCAGGCGGAAUUUGAUCUGGUUUGUCAGCCAUCACAAAGAUGGAAGGUAGCACCAAUUCAGCAAAGCUUAUCAAAAGAGAGAACAUCCUUAAUUUUCCUGUUUUUAUUACUUUGUGUUAUUGCAGGGUUUACAUUCCAUUUUGUCAGCUUGUCAUUAUCUGUCACAAUCUGUCACAACUGCUUCUUAUUUGUUUACAGAGUAUUUUUGAGGUACUUAAACAUAGCAUUGUUCAGAUAUAAAAACAGUACAUGCUGCAAACUGGCAUUAACAUAAACUCAAAGUAAUGCACCAUUUGUUUUCAUUACACUUGAUUACUGUGCUUUUUCUACCUGAACCCUCAUUGUGCGACUCAUUCAGGCUGGCAUUAUCCACAACACUGGACUGAGAUGUCUCUCCUUCCUACACCUUGUCAUAUGUCUCUAUUAGAUGUUUCAGGUCUUUGCAUUGUAUACCUCUAAAGUUUUUAGAGUGUUUUUGAAGUGCCAUGAAAAGAGUUUAGUUGAGCAAGCAUCCUUCAGUCAUUCAGGGACACAGGCUCGCUUUGAGGGAGCCGAGUCCAUUUGUUUUCCACUGUGAGAACAGUGUCUGUACUGACAUGGAGAACAUCCAAGCCAUCAAUGCCUCCAUGCCAGUAUAGUGCCAGGCAGUGCAGGAGGUCAAGAGGAGGGCCCAUAUUAAGUCCCACUAUUGCAAAAAGUGGCAUUCAGGAGGUCUGAGGGGCAGCUGGGGCAGUUAGAUACAAGCCCUGGCCAUCAAACCACACACGUCUCUGCUGUGUGCUUGGUUACAGGUUAUCAGACUGUGUCGUGUAGUGUAAUUAGAUAUGGAUGACUGAAAGAUGCACAUAGAGGCCCAUGCCUGUAACAUCAGAUGUGUUGUUGUCCACUGAACAAAUCAAAGACUAUGAUGCGUCAUACGUUACUGUUACAGUAUGUUGCAUUAUUUUUGUUAAUCUAUUUUUUGCUGUAAAGGAUGGAUAUAAUAACUUAUUUGCUGGGAACUGUACUAGAUAUAAUAAAAUAUAUAAUACUUAUGGGGAUGGGAGGUGGGUCUCAAGUCUUAAUAAUACAUUAAAAUUGCAUUCAGCAAUUUUUUUUUUUUUUUUUUAAGAAAAGUUGAAAUUUUUGUUAAUCUUUUUGGCUGCCUAUCAGUUCAGGAAGAAUUCAGGACAUUGCUCUCGCGUAUCACAGAUAGGAUUUGUUGGCACAUCGUCAUUGCAGCAAACAGGAGUUUGACAUAGCAGUCUAAUUAGUUUGGAUGUGUUCUUGAUAUGAUGGAAAAAUUGAUUAUUUGAUGGUGCUGAGUUGAUCUACCUGACUCUGUCAAAUAUAAUCUGCUGAUAAAUAUACUGUCUUGUACAAAAAGUUUGUACAUAGAUUGUACAUGGUUUCUUUUUGUAUUUUCUCAAAUUAAAAUGGAUGUAUUUGUGUUCUAAAACUGGAAAUUCUCCUCUUUUUU
Messenger RNA from Seriola aureovittata, 9276 nucleotides. RefSeq names its product calcium-activated potassium channel subunit alpha-1. Gene Ontology annotation, molecular function: large conductance calcium-activated potassium channel activity. Gene Ontology annotation, biological process: transmembrane transport; potassium ion transport. NCBI's taxonomy places the organism in Eukaryota, Metazoa, Chordata, Actinopteri, Carangiformes, Carangidae. The transcript has 35 exons. Gene Ontology annotation, cellular component: postsynaptic membrane. Bases 740 to 4747 code for a protein of 1335 amino acids. The record is from RefSeq and is a predicted model, not a curated record.